Molecule: messenger RNA, 891 nt
Organism: Encephalitozoon cuniculi GB-M1
Lineage: Eukaryota; Fungi; Microsporidia; Unikaryonidae
Exons: 1
Coding region: 1-891 (296 amino acids)
Biological process (GO): phosphatidylinositol metabolic process
Molecular function (GO): phosphatidylinositol kinase activity
Source: RefSeq, marked provisional
AUGGAUGACCGAAAAAUAGACUUGAUGCUGGAAUCUCUGUCUCGGAUUGAAGAGAUGAUGAUUACAAAGCCUGACACAAGCGAUGUUGAGGAGUUAGGAGAAGGGUCCGAGACUGCGGUAAGGGCAUACAACCACAAGGAGUUCAGAGAAAUACGAGCCUUGAGCGGGAUUGGAGGUCUUCACAGAUUGGGGAAACAGUACAUACUCAACGAGCAGAUCCACGGAAAAAGUGGAUCAUUUCUGUUCUUUACAAGGGAUUUCAAGUUUAUUGUGAAGACCAUAAGGAAGAAUGAGUUUCGUUGCAUUCGAGGAAUGAUAAAUGAAUACAAAGUGUACGUCCUCGAGAAUCCCAUGUCGUUCCUAUGCAAGAUACUUGGGUGCUACAGUCUGUGCAGCAGAAGUAACGAAGAGUACUUCAUAGUCAUGGAAAGCAUGCUGGAGGGCCCGGGCGUGCAGGAGAUCUAUGAUCUCAAGGGCAUGUCUGUGAAAAGAAAAGGGUACUCCAUGUCCAGCCUGAAAGAAAUGGACUGGAUCAGAAACAGCAAAAAAAUAGACCUUGGGAAACAGAAAGAGGCAGUCAUAUCCCAGAUAGAAAGCGACGUGCAGUUUCUAAGAAGACAUAGAAUUAUGGACUAUAGCUUUCUUGUGUGCUUCAAGUCCGAGAGGGAAGAAGCUUCUGUCCCACUUUUGCAGGAUAACCAUCAUAGCCGGAUGUCUGGAGACAAAGCGGUGCACUUUGGGAUAGUGGACAUUCUCACGCAGUGGACCUUUACAAAGAGAAUGGAGAGAAUGCUCCAUAUCCUCUGCUGUAAGCUAAAUAGCUCCUGCUUGAAUCCUGAUGCCUAUAUGGACAGAUUUCUAGUAAUGGUUGAGUCUGAUCUCUUCAAAUGA